Molecule: messenger RNA, 2022 nt
Organism: Hevea brasiliensis (rubber tree)
Lineage: Eukaryota; Viridiplantae; Streptophyta; Magnoliopsida; Malpighiales; Euphorbiaceae
Product: ethylene-responsive transcription factor RAP2-4
Exons: 1
Coding region: 536-1681 (381 amino acids)
Biological process (GO): regulation of DNA-templated transcription
Molecular function (GO): DNA binding; DNA-binding transcription factor activity
Source: RefSeq, a predicted model, not a curated record
AAGGACUGAGAAAUGCAAAGAGCCAAAUCAGCAAAGCAGCGAGGCCGCUGAAAAAAAAAAAAGAAAAAGAGUGAUAGAGAGAAAAAUUUCUGCAACUGUGUUCAAUAAAAACUUUCUUUUUCACCUUCCCCCUUCUCUGUAAUUCCCCGCUUCUCUGUAUCCCAUUCUGUCAAUCGUCUGUCUUUCAAAACUUAUAUUGGUUUUUGUUUUCUUGGUGAAACAGGCGAACCAUUUGAAAUUGAAAGCCAGGUGAUUCAGAAUAGAGAUUCAGGCUUAUUUUAACUCCCUGUAUUUUCUUUCUUUCUUUCUACAAGGUUUUAGUUUCAUCAACUUGGAGGGUUUAUUUUUGCUCCCUCAAGUUUGGUCCAUUUUUUUCAAGCUUUUUUAGGAUUUUGGUUUGCGCUUUAAAAAACUUACAUUUUUAUCUUGUUCUCUUGUUUGCUGUUUAUAUAAAACCAGUUCUCCCUGUUCUUGAAUUUUGUUAAGUAACAGGUUAAUUUGAAGAUCUUUCUUUGUCUUUGAGAUUGAGAAAGGUAUGGCAGCAGCUAUAGAUUUCUACAAAAGCAGCACAACACCAGGUUUCUCAAUUAUAGAUCCUUGUAGAGAAGAACUCAUGAAAGCACUUGAGCCUUUUAUGAAAAGUGCUUCACCAACCUCUACUCUAACGUCCCCUUCUUAUUCUUCACUAUCUCCCUCUACUUCUCCUUCUCCUUCUCCAUCUUGUUCUUCCUCCUAUUACCCUUCUAGCUCUUAUGACUCUCCAAUGUCAUCGCAGCCCAGCUUUUACUCUGAUUUUAGAUCCCCAUCUAGUACCCACAUGUUUUCUCAAGGGUUCGCUAAUUAUAACCAGAUGGGUUUUGAGCAAACAGGUUCAAUAGGGCUUAACCACCUCACCCCUUCUCAAAUCCUCCAAAUCCAAGCCCAAAUUCACCUCCAGCAACUGCAACAGCAACAACAAAUUGCCAAUCUUACCACAACUUCGCACUCGCUCCUCAACCAAAGGCUUAAUUACUUGGCUCCAAAACCUGUCCCCAUGAAACAAUCUACUUCUCCUCCAAAGCCAACAAAACUCUACAGAGGAGUGAGGCAGCGGCAUUGGGGCAAAUGGGUCGCUGAGAUCAGACUCCCCAAGAACAGGACAAGACUCUGGCUUGGCACUUUUGACACAGCUGAAGAGGCAGCCUUGGCUUAUGACAAGGCAGCUUAUAAGCUAAGAGGAGAAUUUGCCAGGCUUAACUUUCCCCAUCUUCGCCACCAAGGAGCUCAUGUCUCUGGAGAAUUUGGCGACUACAAGCCUCUCCAUUCCUCUGUUGAUGCAAAGUUGCAAGCUAUUUGUCAAAGCUUGGCAAACUCGCAGAAACAGGGGAAAAGCGGGGAGCAGAUUUCCGCCGAUGAUUCGAAGAAAACUCUAUCAGCUCCUUCACAGGAGAAGAAGGAAGAUGAUUGCUCCAUAAAAGGUGAACUGAAAAGGGAGUUUGAGACUUGUGGAGUUGAGGAUUAUAAGGUGGAGAUUUCAGCAGCAUCACCAGCACCAGUUUCAUCUGAUGAGUCAUUAGCUGGUUCUUCACCACAGUCUGAGAUUUCAUUCUUGGAUUUCUCUGAUUCCUCACAGUGGGAUGAGACCGAGAAUUUUAGUUUGGAGAAGUACCCUUCGUUGGAGAUUGACUGGACUGCCCUCUAAGUUUCAAUUAUUAUGUAAUCUUUUUGGUCAAUUUUCUUUUUAUUUUGGUGUCUUAGGUAGCUUCUGCAAUGAAAUUUUUGGCAUUUGCAGAGCUGCAAAUAGGGUCAGUCCUAGAUAUAUGAGUAUGAAGUAGCUGGUUACAUGUUGUACUUGUAUGUCCAUAUGUAAGAGCCGCCUCUCUAUUUGGUCUUACUGGUUCAUUUUUUCCUUGCUUGACCAUAGGAGAGUUUCUAAGUUGGGUUUGAAAUUUUAGGUAGUGUAAUUAAGUAUCGUCUUUCAACACAUCAAUGUAUCUUUUUCCUGUAAUUUUUGUAUAAAUAUGAUUGUGUUUGCUUGCUUUA